CUUAUGUUCAGUCUGUUGCCUCCGCUCCACUUUUCUCUCUCUCUCUCUCUGUAUGACCACCUCUCCGUCGAUCACUCCUGCACCUGUCCAGUCGUCCGUCAGCAGCAGACUGUUCUUCUGAUGGAACUGAAGCUCAAACCGUGAAGACACAAGACAUCUGUUAUUAUUGUCAUUAUUAUUAUUAUUAUUAUUGUUAUUAUUAUUAAUGAACAGCUGGACUGUGACAUUUGAGGACAAAAUAUUUUAAAAGUAAAAAUAUAAAAAUCAGGCAGAGAUGGGAUUCGCCGACCUGCUGGACGAGGUGGGUGGUUUCGGCAGGUACCAGUGGAUCCAUGUGACUCUGAUCAGUUUACCUGGUUUGUUGAUGGCGAGUCAGAACCUGCUCAACAACUUUGUCUCAGGAAUCCCUGCCCACCACUGCCGCCUGCCGGCCAAUCACAGCCUCUACAACCUGUCGCUCUACCAGGUGGAUGAGAAGCAGCUGCUGAAAGCGUUCAUCCCUCUGGACUCUUCAGGAAAUAGACUGCACCGCUGCAGGAGGUAUGUGGAGCCUCAGUGGCAGCUGUUAGCCGCUAACAGCUCAGCUAACGUUAGCCAGCUACAGACUGAAGACUGUGCGGAUGGAUGGACGUUCGACCGCUCUGAGUUCCUCGCCACCACCGUCUCAGAGUGGGAUCUGGUCUGUUCCCUGCGCCCUUUGAAGCAGAUGAUCCAGACCAUCUAUAUGGGUGGAGUUUUAACAGGUGCCAUCAUCUAUGGCGGCCUGUCAGACAGGUUCGGGAGGCGGUCCGUCCUGAUCUGGUCAUACCUGCAGCUAGGUGUGCUGGGCUGUAGCUCCGCCCUCUCUCCUUCAUACUCCACCUACUGCAUCUUCAGGUUUCUGAGUGGUAUGGCAGUGUCCGGAGUCAUCCUCAACGGAGUCUCACUAAAGGUGGAGUGGAUCCCGACCAAAGCCAGGACGUUAGUGGGCACGCUCACCUCUUUCUUCUUCACCUUUGGUCAGAUGAUCCUGGCGGGGCUUGCCUAUUGGCUGAGAGACUGGAGGAAGCUGCAGGUGGUCGUCUGUGCUCCUCAGUUCCUGUUCUUUGCCUAUAGCUGGUGGUACUCAGAGUCCGCCCGUUGGUUGGUUCUCAACCGUCGGUCUGAGGAUGCAUUAAAGAGUCUUCACCGAGUAGCUCGAAUCAACGGGAAACCAGAAAUGAUUGACAAGUUAACGCUGGAGGUGCUCCACUCUCACAUGAAUAAGGAGAUGGAGUCGAGUCGUUCAUCGUUCACAGCGUACGAUCUGCUGAGGACCAGAGGGAUGAGACGCAUCUCCAUCUGUCUCAUCGCUGUUUGGUUCUCCACCAGUUUUGCAUACUAUGGUUUGGCGAUGGACCUGCAGAAGUUUGGGGUGAGUAUCUACCUGAUGCAGAUCAUCUUUGGAGCUGUAGAUUUUCCUGCCAAACUGUUUGCACUGGGCAUGCUCAGUUACCUUGGGAGGCGGGUCUCUCAGGCCACCUGUCUCUUCCUGUCGGCCCUCAUCAUCUUCGCCAACAUCUUUGUCCCCACAGACAUGCAGACCAUCAGGACCACAUUGGCGUGUCUUGGUAAAGGUUUCACCUCUGCGUCCUUCACCACCGUCUACCUGUACACCGGAGAGCUCUACCCCACCGUCAUCAGACAGACGGGAAUGGGCUUUGUCUCCACGAUGGCGAGAGUUGGCAGCAUGGCGGCACCCGCUGUCCUCAUCCUGGAUGAGGUACUCCCUGCUCUGCCUAGUAUAGUGUACGGGGGCGCGGCCGUGUUGGCUGGAUGCUUCGCCUGCUUCCUGCCGGAGACGCUGAAUGUCCCGCUGCCUGACACCAUUGAGGACGUAGAGGAGAAAUGGUCUGGAAUUAGCCCCGCCCCCCGACAGAAAGAGGAAGUGACUUUACAGGGGGGCGUGGUCUCCAGUGAUGACGCCAUGUCAAAGGAGGUCAUGGCUUUAAAAGAGCUGAAGGAAACAGAAGGGACCGGCCUUAAUGCCCUUUGACCAAUUAGACACUGCCACAUCACAGCGUCAGAGCCAAUAGGAAAAUAAAGAAUUCUGAUUUCCUGAUACUGAGCAGGUUCAUGUUCUGACACCAAUCUGAAUUAUUUACACUUUCUGGCCAUUCAGUUCUCUGAAUACUACAUUACCGAUGAGCCUCAGCUGCACCGUCACCAUGGUUACUGAAUUCAUCCACAGCUGAUUAAGAACUUAAAACUGAAUUCAUUUAAGCUGCAGAUUGUUUUUAGAUAUUUAGCUUCAGUCCUGAUUUUAAUCAAUAAAAUGAUCAAAGAA
Lates calcarifer (barramundi perch) is the source of this 2305-nucleotide messenger RNA. RefSeq names its product organic anion transporter X (gene oatx). Gene Ontology annotation, biological process: transmembrane transport. Gene Ontology annotation, molecular function: transmembrane transporter activity. Gene Ontology annotation, cellular component: membrane. NCBI's taxonomy places the organism in Eukaryota, Metazoa, Chordata, Actinopteri, Centropomidae. The record is from RefSeq and is a predicted model, not a curated record. Bases 275 to 2014 code for a protein of 579 amino acids. The transcript has 16 exons.